Betta splendens (Siamese fighting fish) is the source of this 1176-nucleotide messenger RNA. RefSeq names its product RNA polymerase I subunit H (gene polr1h). The record is from RefSeq and is a predicted model, not a curated record. NCBI's taxonomy places the organism in Eukaryota, Metazoa, Chordata, Actinopteri, Anabantiformes, Osphronemidae. Gene Ontology annotation, cellular component: RNA polymerase I complex. The transcript is spliced from 5 exons. Bases 153 to 509 code for a protein of 118 amino acids. Gene Ontology annotation, biological process: termination of RNA polymerase I transcription; DNA-templated transcription. Gene Ontology annotation, molecular function: DNA-directed RNA polymerase activity; zinc ion binding; nucleic acid binding.
GUUAGCGCAUUUAAAUGACGUGUCAAUGUGCGACGGUGAGACGUUUAAGGACCUUUCAUCGUCUAACCAUGCAGACGCCUAUGUUUUGAUAGUGUUGCUUCACCACUGCGUAUCAUUUGAAGAUUGAAACAACAUUUCUACGUUCAAUAGAUAUGUCGAAUUUUUUGGGGGAUUUAAACUUCUGCCCCGAGUGUGGAAACGUUCUACCUCUGCCAGCGACGCAGGACACGGUCCGGUGCCCUCGCUGCUCCUUCUCCAUCCCUGUAGGAGAGUUUACAGGCCAGGAAAUGCAGUCUACGGUCAUGUUCAACCCUGUGGAGCAGUCACCAGUGACUCUAGAGCAUGAGGAGGACUAUGAGCUGAAGGGACCUGUGAUUGAUAGACACUGUUCCCGUUGCAAUAAAGAGGGAAUGAUUUACCAUACCAGGCAAAUGAGAUCUGCAGAUGAAGGACAGACCGUAUUUUUCACAUGUAUACACUGCAGGUAUCAAGAGAAGGAGGACUCUUGAGAAGAAGUCAGCUUCACCUUCUUGAUUUCUUUACAUGUCUAUCAGUGUUUGUCAUACUGGUACUUUCUCAACACAUACUUUGUAAAUUUGAGCCUGAAAAAACAAAUUGUCACUGGACCAUUAGCAUUUGGUUCAUCUAUUGUGGCUAAUAGAGUGUAACUUCAGUAAGCUAAAUUCCUGUCAUGUAAAGGCCUUUUCAUAGGAAAUUUCUCAGGUACAUAUGUUUUUCUCCCCAUUUAAAAUAAACUAUAAAAAGUGGGACAACUGUUGCCGAAAAGACACUGACUGCUCAUAAGCUGCUGACCAACAAAAGUGAAGAUGAUUUUAGGAGAAAUUGGAGAAAUUCUUAAUAAGAAAACCAAUUUAGUGAGAAAGGAAAAAUGGGUAAGAAAUCAAAGCAAAAACACUUUUGUGUGUGUGUGUGUGUGUGUGUGUGUGUGUGUUUUCUGGUCAUUUUGUGUCCAUCUAUUUUUGUGUCCUUUGUUUAUUUUGUAAGUGGAUUUUAUUGUUUCAUUCUUCUCAGUUUCCAAUAUAAAGAAUAAUUUAAUAUCUAAAUAUUGGUGAGGAACAAAAGUGAGUAAUUAUUAAUGUUAAUAAAACUACUUAGGAACAUUUUUUUUAAUUAAUGAAGUUAAAUGAAUAAAGAGUUAACACUGAUAUUCACUAA